This is a messenger RNA of Tympanuchus pallidicinctus (lesser prairie-chicken), 1326 nucleotides long. It is a transcript of the gene TMEM222, whose product is annotated as transmembrane protein 222. The transcript has 6 exons. Bases 28 to 576 code for a protein of 182 amino acids. The record is from RefSeq and is a predicted model, not a curated record. Lineage: Eukaryota; Metazoa; Chordata; Aves; Galliformes; Phasianidae.
CCCGGCUGGGGGGGGCGGGCCCAGGUGAUGGCGGAAGCGGAGGCAAAGAUGAAGCAGUUCAAUGGCGGCGGCGGGGCUGGGCUGGACGCGGAGCGCGGCCGCUUCCCGUACUGCGUGGUGUGGACGCCCAUCCCCGUGCUGACGUGGCUCUUCCCCAUCAUUGGCCAUAUGGGCAUCUGCACGUCGACGGGAGUCAUUCGGGACUUUGCGGGGCCGUAUUUUGUCUCAGAAGACAACAUGGCGUUUGGGAAGCCAGUGAAGUACUGGAAGCUGGAUCCUGGCAAAGUUUACUCCAGCAGCCCCAACGCGUGGGACACGGCUGUGCACGACGCCUCGGAGGAGUACAAGCACCGAAUGCACAACCUUUGCUGUGAUAACUGCCAUUCUCACGUGGCUCUGGCCUUAAACUUGAUGAGAUACGACAACAGCACCUCCUGGAACAUGGUCAAACUCUGCUUCUUCUCGCUCCUCUAUGGGAAGUACGUAAGCGUAGGGGGGUUUGUGAAGACCUGGCUUCCCUUUGUCCUCUUCCUGGGUGCCAUCCUGACGGUCGUUCUGACGCUUCACCUGCGGUGAUAGCAGCUGUGAGCUCCCAUCCCGUGGGCACACGAAGGAGGGAACUGCGAUGCUUGGCUCAGUGAGGCAGGCACAGCACCGCCCUGGGAAGGCUGCAAUCCCACUCCACUGUCACAGCUCAUCCUCGUUUCCUGGAGCUGCCUCCUUACCCUCCUGUUUCCGUUCUGUCGCUGCUGUGUCUCAGUGCCGGGCUCCCGAAGCCUCCUGACUUCUCCUUCAAUUUGGUCCCUCUGCGAUUUGGCGGUUGGGAAAGGAGAGGUGUGGGCACCUUUGCUUUCAGCCCGGGCAGAGCCUCAAGGCAAACCCCGCCUGCUGGCUCAGGAACGCCAGUGGUUUCACCUCCUCCCAUCCCCUCUUCCUUCCUCCUGCUGCACUUCAUCAGAUGCUUCCUUACAUUUCCAGCCUCCGAGGAGGGGCUGCGUCCCUCUUGCACGACUCUCCCUUAGCACAAGGUUUGGAGAGGAGGUUUGGGGCUCCUGCUGGGGGUGUGCGUUGCCACAGCACGUGCUGCCAGUCCCCAGCAGUGAUAGCAAGGUGUUGGUGGCUCAGCACCCUGAGGAGGAUCGCUCUGUGGCAGAGCAGAUCCAUCUGGUCCUGCUGGUGAGCCCAGAAAAGCAGGAAAGUAGAUGGACCGGCUUGGGCACGGCUCGUAGCAGCCUGCACGCUUUCAGCAGCACGUUGCAGAGCUGGGAGUCUGCUGCCAAAUCCCUUUUAGCUUCUGCCAGAGAAAAUGCAGCUUCCCUGCUUCUC